AGAAAAUGAUACCUAAAUAUAUUUUAUAUAUAAAUGACACAUGCACAAUAUCCUAGCAAGAGAAGAUGAUAUUUGAACUAGCUUUGAAAGUUAAAAAAUGAGAGUGCAUUCUGUAUAUGAUAUGGAGGACAUAAGUGGUAUGGUGAGAGUAGAAAAAGUGUAUGGGAAACUACAAAUCAUUGACUAUCAUCAGAACAUAAUAUUAUUUAUUCAACAAAUACAUAUUGAAGUCCUACUAAAGCUAGGCAUUGUGUAAAAUACUAGAGACAAGGUAAAAGACUAGAAAGUUUGUGGAACGUGUAGUGUACUAGGCUGUAUUGAGGACUGAAAUUACAUAAGGAAAAGAAAUGAACCUAGUAGUUGUUGAAUGCUUGGAUAGAAUGGUUGACUUUUCCCUUAUAUGUGCUUAUGAGCCAAGGGCAUGUUAAGAAGGGUUAUAGUGUAGUCAGAAUCAACAUACAUGGGUUUUGCAGCAGAGAGGUGAUGUGAAGGGAAUCAGAUUACAGGCAGAAAGGCCAGCAAGGGGCCACUACUCGUUCUAGAUGAGAGAUGAAAAGGUAUUUGAGCAAUAUCUUGGAAAAGAAAUUGACAGCACUUAGUGUUGCUUAGGUGUGAAUGGCUAAAGUAGAAAAGAAUCAAGAUAACUCCCAGGUUUGUGGUCUCAGUAAGUACAGCAGAUAGGAGUACUUUUUAACAUGAUCAGAAAUAUAGAAAGUCUAAUAAACUAGUGAAGAAAAAAAGUAAUUAAAGUGAGGAUAUGAAAAGCAGUUUGAGGUACAGGUGGAGUACCUCAGUUUUUUUAAAAACAUGAUUUAAUCUCAAAAUUAAUUAAACCAUUGCAGAAUAUUUUAUUUCUUUCAUUUUAUGACUUCCUUUAGGACUUCUCUCUCCCAAACCCAAUAUGAUGACAAAGGAUAAUUGAUAGCCCUAAGAUUUAUUAUCAGUGGAAUUUAUUUUCAUGAAACUUCUCUGUUAUCUGCCAUAUCAGCUCUUGCUCCUGUUCUUUGCCUCUUGUUUUGUUGGGGAAGAUAUCACAGUGAUGUCUGCGUUCAACCUGCUGCACUUGGUGACAAAGAGCCAGCCAGUCGCCCUGCGAGCCUGUGGGCUUCCCUCAGGGUCAUGUAGGGAUAAAAAGAACUGUAAGGUGGUCUUUUCUCAGCAGGAACUGAGGAAGCGGCUAACACCCCUGCAGUACCAUGUCACUCAGGAGAAAGGGACCGAAAGUGCCUUUGAAGGAGAAUAUACACAUCACAAAGAUCCUGGAAUAUAUAAAUGUGUUGUUUGUGGAACUCCAUUGUUCAAGUCAGAAACCAAAUUUGACUCCGGUUCAGGUUGGCCGUCAUUCCAUGAUGUGAUCAGUUCCGAGGCAAUCAUGUUUACAGAUGACUUUUCCUAUGGGAUGCACAGGGUGGAAACAAGCUGCUCUCAGUGCGGUGCUCAUCUUGGGCACAUUUUUGAUGAUGGACCUCGCCCAACCGGCAAAAGAUACUGUAUAAAUUCGGCUUCCUUGUCCUUCACACCUGCAGACAGCAGCGGCUCGGAAGGAGACAGUGGGGUCAGCAGCUCGGCCCAGACAGACAAAGCCGAGCUGUAGAGUAAUGGAGAGUGGUGGAAACAAAGUGUACUUAAUGCACAGCUUAUUAAAAAUAUCAAAAUUGUUUAUCUUCCUAGAUAUAUUUUUUCAAAAACUAUAAAGGAAGCUUUGUGCUAUGAUAUGUUUUCCUCUUUUGCUUAAAGGGAGGCUCAGCUCAUCCGUGUAUUUUGCUAUUGACUAGGUCCAGAACUGUUUAUAGCUUUUGCAGAUGGAGAUAUCUUUGUGAAACUUCUUCACAAGCCCCUUAUCCACUCUUUGGCAUUAUUUUCUUUGAGCAUUCACCUUCUUUUGAGCUUUGUUGUUGUUUUUCUCUUAAUUAAGAAGUAGAGGGUGCCUAAUCUUUGGAUGUAAAAAUUGAGAUCUCCUGUGUAGGGACCAGAGCAGGGCAGGGCAGGACACUGACACAUGGCCUUAAGGUAUUGCAGGAAUCUACCUAAGAUAAGGACAGAUGUCUUAAGAGACUUCUCAGCUUUGGGGAAAGUUUGAGCUAAGUUUGUUUUUUCUCCUAAAAGGGUGUGAAUGUCUACAAUCUUUCCUUAUGUUAAAUUAUUGCCAGAUCUGAGGGGGUGCACUGAAUGUUGUGGCAGAGAAAUAAACAUUACCUCAUGAUUAGGCCCUCACUUUAUUUUAUUUUAUUUUCCAUUGAAAACAUUGAAAUGUAAGACAACUGUAAAAUUUUGAGCUUCAUUUUGUCUAAAGUUCACAAAGAAGAACACCUGCCCAUUGCCUUUUUGUAAGGCCUUCUCUUGACACCUAAUAACAGCUGCAACUAGAAGGCCAUUUUGGGUACAUUCCUCUGCAUAAAGUAAAAUACUGAGGACAACACACUUCUUCAAGGAACCAAAAAUGAAAGAGAGGGAGAGGGAGAGGGAGGGAGACAGAGGGAGAGGGAGGGAGGGAAGGAGAGAGAGAGCGCGCAGAGAAGACCAAGGAGAAGUCUUGAGUACUAAGAAAUCCAAUGCUGGGCAGAAAAGCUGACAGGAUGCUGCAA
Messenger RNA from Heterocephalus glaber (naked mole-rat), 2585 nucleotides. NCBI's taxonomy places the organism in Eukaryota, Metazoa, Chordata, Mammalia, Rodentia, Bathyergidae. The record is from RefSeq and is a predicted model, not a curated record.